CAGCUAAUCUCCAGUAUGAUCCUGGUGUUCAGAAUGAAAAGUCUCGUGAUUCUUGCUUUCUGCUGUACUGCCGUUUUGGCUGUGCCAACGGUCUACGAGGAUGGAGUGGCAGCAGAAAAAUGCACAGCUGACGUCUGCGUAGCUUCAGACGGAUGCCGUUGCGCAACAUCUACAAAUCCCUUAAGUUCUGAUCAACAGUCUCCACAACUCAUCAGUUUAACUUUUGAUGAAGCUGUGACUGAGGACUUGUACAACAACUUUUGGUACCCUCUCCUUUUCGAACGAAACAACCCAAAUGACGAGCCAAUUAGUGCUACUUUCUUUGUGCCACAUGAAUAUACCGACUACGAAAUAGUAAACAAAAUAUAUAAUAGCGGAUUUGAAAUCGGUGUACACUCUAUCACAAAGAACAACCUCCAAACAUACUGGCGUGGUGCUACCGAGGGACUUUUGGAACAAGAAUUUGGAGGUCAAAAGAAAAUUCUUAAUAAAUUCGCGAACAUCCCUGAAGAAGAUAUCGCUGGUGUAAGAACUCCUCAGUUGCAAUUGGCUGGUAACUACUCUAUUAAAGCUUACCAAGCCGCGGGAUUGUCUUAUGAUAGUUCGUGGCCAACUUUGCCUGACAUAUCUCUCUAUCCAUAUACUCUCGACUACUUGAGCAACCAACAAUGCCUUUUAGGAAGCAAAUGUCCAAAUGAAGCUUUCAAAGGUUUCUGGAUUCUUCCAAUUAAUGACCUUCAUGGAGAGCAGAACAGAGAGUGUAGUACUGUUGCAUCUUGUAACAUUACUGGUACCGCCGAUGAAAUUGCCAAGUGGUUGACAGAUGAAGUCGAUCAAAUUCGUAACGGUAACAGAGCACCUCUAACAUUGCUCAUAAAUUCCUACUGGUUUGAUUUCACCGAGAACAGCUAUGACGGUUUCACCAAAUUUUUGGACACACUCGCGACCUACGAUGACGUUUAUCUCGUAUCACAGAAAGAAGUCCUUGACUGGAUAAAGAACCCUGUUCCAUUGUCCGAAUUCAAAACUGAAUUACCAACGAGGAAUGCUGCAUGCAAGGCUUAUAGCUGCAAACUGCAGAAACCAGAUGGCCAAGACAGAUAUCUGAAAGCUUGCAUCCCUUGCCCUGCUUCUUACCCAUGGUUAGAUAAUCCAGAUGGUAAUUAAUCAUAUCAAGAACGAAUAAAUAAAAGUGUAACAUAUUUUUUCAGUUAAUAAAGAUUAUUUAUUAGCUCAA
Messenger RNA from Anoplophora glabripennis (Asian longhorned beetle), 1237 nucleotides. RefSeq lists its product as uncharacterized. The transcript has 4 exons. The record is from RefSeq and is a predicted model, not a curated record. Gene Ontology annotation, molecular function: hydrolase activity, acting on carbon-nitrogen (but not peptide) bonds. The coding region runs from base 16 to 1167 and encodes 383 amino acids. Gene Ontology annotation, biological process: carbohydrate metabolic process. Lineage: Eukaryota; Metazoa; Arthropoda; Insecta; Coleoptera; Cerambycidae.